Messenger RNA from Theileria orientalis strain Shintoku, 1500 nucleotides. RefSeq lists its product as hypothetical. The coding region runs from base 1 to 1500 and encodes 499 amino acids. The transcript has a single exon. The record is from RefSeq and is a predicted model, not a curated record. Lineage: Eukaryota; Apicomplexa; Aconoidasida; Piroplasmida; Theileriidae.
AUGGAAGUGGCAGAGAAAAAGGUGACGACGAAACGUCGUUCACUGUUUGCAAGACUGGGAGAUAGGAAAAUGUACUCAGCCGUGCUACUAACCAGUAGACUAAUAUUCGCAGUGUGUCAGCUGUCAGUAGCGCUGGACACAUGGAGCACAUUUAAAAAAUUAUCGCGAGUGCCGGCGGAAGGGAACUACGACAUGUCCCUGAAGACGCUGCUGAACUACAAGGGGGACCUGGACUGGGUACCCAAAAUCACUAGGAAGAUGUAUAUGCACGAGACUUACGGGGCGAACAGACUGUUUAACCUGUACCUGAUCAGACUUUCGCACUACUUCCACAGACGCAUAACGAGCUUCCUGCUCUACUUCGCAAUAACAGUCUUCCUGCUGCUGAUCGUGCUCUCUGCGUUCGACCUGUUCGUGAUGUUUCAGAGCAAAACGAGGAGGGAAAGAAUGAGAACUGCGCUGGUAUUCACGAGGACGAUGCUGUACUCGGCGCUGUUCGGAGUUGUGCUCUCCCAAUUCAUCUUCAUCCUGUACUAUAGAACGUCGCUGUGCUCGAUGGAGACGAUGCACCCGGAGCUCUUCGUUAAGCCGACAGAUAACACGGUGAGGCUGGAGUUCCUGCAGGCGGGGACGUGCAAGAUGACGCAGAGGUUCAGCGCGACCUUCCUGAUGUCGUUCCUGACGCUGGUGCCGGACGCGUUCCUGGUCAUCGUUUCCAUCAUACCGGCGCUGCGAAUCCACUCGGUGGUCAACGGGCUCAAGUACUUCGUGGCCAUCUUCUUCUUCAUCUCGGCCUUCCUGGUGAUGGACUUCAGAAGCUACCUCGCAGUGGGCACGGACCCGUACGUGCUCGACUUCGGAAUACACCGCUUCAACGAGGAGGCGGUGGCGUCUGGAAGAGCCGGCGAGGCGAUCAAGCUGUUCCACCAGCAGAAGUCAUUCAAAAUGUUCAGCGUUAAGGACUCGAUAACGCUGCAGGUGGGCAGGGCGCUCAAGGACUACGUGAAAGGCCGCUCGAGGCCAGUGGACGCUAAGUUCCAAGUGACGCAGGAGCUGGACCGCACGCAGAACCUGAUCGCGCAUUUUAACUACGCAAAACAAAUAUACGCGCAGUGGGACCACUCGAGCAGGUUCUACUCGUACUUCGGAGUCUACGCGACCUUCCUGUCGCUGGUGGACGCGCUCUCGGGGACGGUAAUGGUGAUAAAGAGGCACAGGUUCCUGGUGCCGCUCAUAGCGAUACUGAACUUUAUCUACGCGUUCACGAACAUCGUGCACUGCAUCCUGGUACAGUUCCCCUUCAUCCAGGCGCGCUUCUUCUGCAGAAUUAAGCUGUACACGCCGGACGAAGGAGGGAUCAUGUUCGAGACGCUGGCGAUAUCGGACCUGAUGUGCAAGAUCAAGGACGUGUACAUCAUCUGCUUCACGCUGAUCAUCCUGCUGGUGGUGCUGGCACUGAUCAACGUGGCGAACUUAUACUUUUUGCGAAAACGUAAGUAA